Trichogramma pretiosum is the source of this 1963-nucleotide messenger RNA. It is a transcript of the gene Cdc23, whose product is annotated as cell division cycle protein 23 homolog. Bases 114 to 1856 code for a protein of 580 amino acids. NCBI's taxonomy places the organism in Eukaryota, Metazoa, Arthropoda, Insecta, Hymenoptera, Trichogrammatidae. The transcript has a single exon. Gene Ontology annotation, molecular function: protein binding. Gene Ontology annotation, cellular component: anaphase-promoting complex. The record is from RefSeq and is a predicted model, not a curated record. Gene Ontology annotation, biological process: cell division.
AUUCGUGAAAAGCAUCAGCCGGCUUGGUGCUGUAAACAAGUUAGAAGUACAAUUCUCUUUUAAGAUUUAUUUAAUAGUUGUUAUUUUCGUAGUGAUAGUGGUAUUUUCAAAAAAUGAACACUAUGGACGAUCCAUCCAUUAAAUUCGAUAUAAAGCGAAUCAAAGCAGAUCUCAUCAAGGGAAUUUCGGAAUGUUCUCAACGAGGACUCAUGCACACAACAAAAUGGCUAGCUGAAUUGAGUUAUUCUUUGAAAAAUAUUUCUCACGAUGACACUUAUCUCAUGGCUGACACUCCACCCACGAUUAAAAUUAGCGAACACGAUGUCGAUUCUUAUAAUUUGGCCAAAAGUUAUUUCGAUCUCAAAGAAUACGAUAGAGCUGCGCAUUUCUUGAAAAAUUGUAAAACUCCAAAAGCCAAUUUUCUUUAUUAUUAUUCGCAGUAUUUGUCUGGUGAAAAAAAGAAGAUUGACAAUAUGAUUGAUGUUCCACCAGAUCCUCUAAAAAACAGUUCUUUGAAAUUACUUUGUAGUGAAUUGAGAAAAGAGCAUAAUCUUGGUAAACUAGAUGGGUAUUGUUUAUAUUUGUAUGGAGUUAUUUUGAAAAAAUUGCAGUUGUCUAAGGAAGCUAUUGAUGUCCUAGUUGAUGCAAUCCACAAAGAACCAAUGCACUGGGGAACCUGGCUAGAAUUGGCAAGUUUAAUUACAGACAGAGAAAAAUUAGAUGCCCUUUCUUUACCCAAUCAUUGGAUAAAACAAUUUUUCUUAGCUCACAUAUAUUUAGAGCUACAACUUCUCGAUGAAGGAUUAGCUCUAUAUUGUGAAUUGCAAGGAAUGGGAUUUCAAAAAAAUGGUUACGUUUUAGCUCAAACCGCUAUCGCCGUACAUUACAAAAGAGAUGUAGAUAAUGCAAUUCUUACAUUUAAACAGAUAAUUGAUGAUGAUCCUUUUUGCUUAGAUAAUAUGGAUACAUAUUCUAAUCUUUUGUACGUGAAAGAAUUGAAAAAUGAGUUGGCUCAUUUGGCUCACAAAGCAACUGAAAUUGAUAAAUAUAGACUAGAAACCUGUUGCAUCGUUGGUAAUUAUUACAGUUUAAGAGCAGACCAUCAAAAAGCUGUAAUGUACUUCCAUAGAGCAUUAAAACUAAAUCCUCAAUAUUUAUCAGCAUGGACAUUGUUAGGUCAUGAGUUUAUGGAAAUGAAAAACACCAAUGGUGCAAUUCAUAGUUAUCGCCAAGCCAUUGAAGUUAAUAAAAGAGAUUAUAGAGCAUGGUAUGGUCUUGGUCAAACAUAUGAAAUAUUAAAAAUGCCAUUUUAUGGUCUUUACUAUUACAAACAAGCACAAUUAUUAAGGCCUCGUGACAGUAGAAUGGUUCUUGCUUUGGGAGAAGCUUAUGAGAAACAAGAAAAGAUACCAGAAGCACUUAAAUGUUAUUAUAAAGCUUGUCAUGUGGGUGAUAUAGAAGGAGUUGCUUUAAUAAGAUUAGCAGGAUUGUAUGAAAAAUUGGGUCAUCAUGAUAAUGCAGCUGCUGCGUAUACUGAUUUUGUCACAGAUGAAUUUAAAAAUGCUGAAAGAACUGAACUAAGUCAUGCAUAUAAAUUUUUAACUGACUAUCAUUUAAAAAGAGAUGAAUUGGAUCAAGCAAAUCAUUAUGCUCAAAAGUGUUUGCAGUAUGAAGAAACAAAAGAAGAAGCUAAGGCAUUCUUGAGGACUAUUGCACAAAGAAGAAUCAAAGUUGAAGAUAAUCCUAUGGUUGUUGAAGAUAUGAAUGAAACAAAUCCAAUUGGUGAAACAGGAAAUAAUAUAACAGCACAAAGCUCACAAUUAUCACCCAUGAACUUGUCAUUUACUCCAAUUUAGAAUUGUAUGUUAAUAACUUGCUUUUGAAAAGCAUUUCAAAAUAAAAAAAGUUUAUUAUUAAGAAAUGAAGUUUUAAAUAUAAUUGAUGUUAUGAUUUUGAAUAAUAA